Messenger RNA from Hermetia illucens (black soldier fly), 4650 nucleotides. RefSeq names its product guanine nucleotide-binding protein subunit gamma-e (gene Ggamma30A). Gene Ontology annotation, molecular function: G-protein beta-subunit binding. Bases 719 to 937 code for a protein of 72 amino acids. Gene Ontology annotation, cellular component: heterotrimeric G-protein complex. Gene Ontology annotation, biological process: phospholipase C-activating G protein-coupled receptor signaling pathway; sensory perception of taste. The transcript has 3 exons. The record is from RefSeq and is a predicted model, not a curated record. Lineage: Eukaryota; Metazoa; Arthropoda; Insecta; Diptera; Stratiomyidae.
GUGGCUGGCGGUCGAGCGAAGUAGGCUCAGGUGGCAAGCAAAGCGUAGCGGUCGUGCAGCAAGUGACGGUGGCGGUGGACAGGUGAACAAGCAUUGACACGAAGUGUAGGAUCAAUUGUAGGACAGGGGGAUGAAAUCAUUAUUGAAGGGCUGGUAAUGUCCCGGCUACCCAUUCCAUGGAAACACUCGCGACUGUUUAGGCAAGAGCUCAUUCCGCCUGUGAGCUUCGUACCCGGUCACAUUUUUACCUUUAAAAAUCAGCCGUUCGUUUCGUGGGGUUACUUGAGAGUGGUAAGUGUUCUUUCAGCCCUCAUUCCAUCGUAGUUUGAUGACGGCCAAUAAUUUUAACUUCUAACGCGGUCUAGAUGAAAGGACUAUCGCACGGCAUCUUGUUGUCGUCUUUUCUGCUCGCUUGAAAGAAGGUUCCCAGUGAUCGUUGGCUGCCGUGAAGACUACCAACUCCCCCGUUGUUACCUUUUUUCCCAAAUGGAGUUUACAACUCCAUCGGCGGCGUAUUUACUUUAGUGUAAGAUAAACUGUGGAAGAGAACGUGGGCAAAUCGGUCGUAGACUAGCAAGUGGUGCACGUGGCUUUUCGGUGUCGUCGAAGAGGAGUGUUCGAAGGACGAGUGUUUGUUUGGACGUUUGUUUUGGAUAAAAGGAAUAGAGAUUACUUUUUGGUUGCUUUAGGGGUGGUAUGUGGAUGAAUUUUAGGCGCCAUGGAUCCCAGUGUGCUCGCAAAUAUGGACCGGGACGCAUUAAAGAAGCAAAUCGAGAAUAUGAAGUAUCAAGCAACAAUGGAGCGAUGGCCUCUAUCUAAGAGUAUCGCAGCGAUGCGAGACUAUGUAGUGGAAAAUGAGAAAAACGACCCACUAAUACACGCCCCCGAUAAGAAAAACAACCCUUGGGCGGAGAAGGGGAAAUGCGUACUCAUGUAAUACCAAGAGAUGCCAGAGUAAUCAUGUAAUUACUUCUAUGACUACAGAUACUUAUCUAUCGACCAAUUUUCAUCCAUUAACGCUAGUUGUAUUAUUUACAUGGAUUUUCGCAUUCAACUCAUUCUUAUUAAAACUACAUACAACCACACAUUAAUUGGAUAAAGAAGUGUUUUUUCAACUUUCAAUAGUAGAAUGUUAUCGAAUAACUAAUAAUAUUAAAAAUAGCCGGACAUAAUGUUCGCUGGAGAUUCAACAGCUCUAAUCAGAAUAAUAUGAUUUACAUAGAGUAAUAUAAUUAUAAAUAUGAAAUUCAAAAUAAAUACAAAAAUCUAGCAUAGUAAAUUGGAAUCAAUGAUUUUUUUCCUGAAAAGUUAUGUUGGGUAAUAAUCACUGUCUUCGUAUUAUAUGGAAAGCGAUUAGGUUUCUGCUUUAAUGUAGUAAUGAAAUUUUAUACACCUAAAAUAAAUCUUAGGGUAAAUUUACUGUAAAAUUACAACACCCUGUAAUGCUAUGAAUUCUAUCGAAGAAUAUCUGCCACUUACUGCUACUAAACACCGACGCAACUAUGUUUCCCUUGAAAUGUCUGUCGCUAGAAAGUAAAUUUAAUAGACACUCCCUUAAGCAUAAAUGAAGGCUCACAGAUCUUCCAAUCCCCGCUAAAAAAUUAAAGCAACUCAAAAUGGAAUGAGCGAAAUUUUAGCUUUUCUUUUUAUAUAUUAAUUUAAAUUAACUUCAUGAAUUUACCCUUAGGGUAAACUAAUUUGUUUAGGCUUCCGAAUUAGAGGAAAAUGAAUUAGAGAUUGUAGUUAAAACACCAGUUAAUUACCAAAAUGGAACAAUUAUGUAGUCAAAGUGAAGAAAAUGUUAUGAAAAUAUAUAAAUUCUAGUUUUUGAAUAAAUGAAAUUCGUUAGAAAUGUUACAAAUGAUUUGUUUUGUAUUUCAGUUUUCGUUUAAUUUUCGACCACAUGUUUUUUAUGAAUAAUUAGAGAAAAACUUAGCCACUGUUAUUUCAAAUCAUUAAAUAUUCUAGAGUCCACAUGCGGAAACAUCUAGAUAUUUUACAAAGGUAGCCAAUCAAACGUACCUACAAGAUAAGCAAGUAGAAAUAAAGGGAUUUGGAAAAACUAAGGUCAUAUGAACAUCACCAAAUUUCACAUAAGUCCAGUGACCAAAUGUGCUAAAGAGUGCUUUACGAGUACUUAAUAUAAUAUCAAAAUAAAAAUAGCGGUAAAAACAACAUCAUUAAAAUAAACGGUAGCAGUAAUGUAUCAACAAAAUUUAGCAGUUUAAAAUUAAAGGUUAGGAAUUCAGUGAAAGUAUGUUUUUAACAGCAAAGAGGAAGUGAGUAUAGGAAACAUAAUAAACGAAUUGAAAGUGAACGAUUAUACUCGUAUUUAAUUAGAACAACCACUUAAUUUGUAUUUUUAAAUUUUCUAUUGAUAAAUAUACCAAAUUAGUAGCAGCAGCUAUUGUAUAAUCAAUUUGCAACCUAAAAAGGUAACAUUACCAUAUUAAGGGAAAGUUAGUCCGUGCUAGUAUAUUGGCAAUUUUUACGAUUUUCUAGACUUUAAGAUUUCGGACUAAAAAAAUAAAUAAACUCAGUUUAAUCAGAUUUAGUUUGAAUGUAGACAUUCAACAAUUGGAUAUUUUAAAGGAUAAAAAAACAAAAUUUAAUCUUUUUAUAACAAUGAUGAGAUGGCAUGCAAACAUUUCACUUAAAUAUAUUAAGAAAUAAUUCAAUAAAUAAAUUACAAAUAAAAAUGAAAUUUAAAAUCAAAUCAUUCUUAAAAUAAAAUUGAAUUAAAUUUUAGAUUUAGAUAUAUUUGAAUUAUUUUAUUGAGAUAAAAUUAAAAAUAUUUGAAUGAAUAGAGGUUCUGAAAUGAAAUAAAAGUAUCGUUUCUGAAUGUAACAUAAAAUUAAAUAAAUGCAUCAAAAGAAAAAUGGAAGCAUCAAAAGGACUUUUCUUUGUUGAACCAAGUACCACUAAGCUAGUAUAUCUGAGAAUUCUUAUUUUCAUCUUUUUUAAACACCAUAACACCAAACUUUUUAAAAAAAAUAAAAACUAGCUACCCCUGUGCAGAUGCAAGUCAUAAUUUAGUCCUAGUUUGAGAAAUUACACUUAAAUAAAGGUUUUUCUCAAUGUUAUAAUUAUACAGGAGGUAUCUAAUCAUGCAAGAUUGUUGGAUAUGAGUAUUUCUAUUCCAUCAAUGAAAACUACUAAAUUCUAUCGAAGAACGGACUAGUCAGAAUAUCGUGUAGAAUAUCCUUGGAUUAUCGUUUUGCUUUAUUAAUUUCUAAUACGAAGCAAUUUACACAGUAUUCUAACAACUUUAUAAAAAGAAAUGAAUUACACGCAGAAGGAGCAAUUGCUCUUGAGAAUAAAUUCACACAAUGCCUUUUAAGUAGAAAGCUAUCACAGAAAGCAUUUAAAAGCAUCUACACAUAACCUCACACAAACAAAAAUCAUACAAAGAUGAGAUGGUGGAUUGAUUAGUUUGAUAAUAAUAUCACAAUUGAAUAGUCGUCAUUAAUGUUAUAAAUAGAAAAAAAGCCUGAUUUAGCAGUCCUUUCUUCGAGCCAGAAUCCCCUGAAAUAAAAACCCCAUACAUAUAGUUAGUGUGACAGUAAAGUAUCUCCGGUUGGCUAUAACGUUGAGAAAAAGCAACGCCUCUUUCAUGCUGUUCACAUAGAAACACCUACUAUCAAUAUUUCGUGAAUUGGAUGAAUAAACUGAAUUAUUUAUUUUUCCAAUAAAAGCAAUUAAUUUAAUAAUUUUUACAGUAUGGAAUAGCAACGUCAUAUUAUCCAAGUCUAAUAUAGAAGCAACAUUUUUUAGAUUAUAAUCAACUAGCUGACAAAAAUCUGAGUAAAUCCACAUAAUAAAGAAUAGAUGAGAUAAUUUAGCUUUGAAUUGGAUAUCAUAAACGAAAGAUAUUUACGAAGGAGAAAUUAUGCGUACAGAAUAUUUAUUUAACUUGAUACAGUUAUUAUUACUAAUAACCUCAUCAAUAUUUUGUUUAUAUUAAUUAUUUACAAUGACAUAAAACCGAUCUUCCUUUCAAACAAAUAGUGAAAAAUUAAAGAAACCGUUCAUUACGUGGUAGAUGGUAACCUAAUAAUAUACAAUAUUGUAGUGAAAUAACAUGGAAAUAAAGCAAAAGCUUUUAAAAAUUCAACCAAAGCAGCGUCGUAGUAUUAAAAGUUAACUAGUUUACAGAUGAACAAUAACAGAUAAUAUUAAAUAUAAUCUAAUCAAGUCAGUCAUUAUUGUAAUUAUCAUACAGUUUACAUUGCCAAACUAUAAAUCCACAGAUAUAAAAGUAGCCUGACAUCAUUUUAAUUAUAAAAUAAAUUAUCAAUUAUCAGCAAAACUGAAAAAAAAACUAUCUAUUCCAUUUGAUACGAAACGAAGAGAUGAAAUACAGUAGAAAAGUAGAAGGAAAUACAUGUGAAGCAAUACCAAAAGGGAGAAAAAUAUUACCAACUACCUAUUUCUCAUUUAUUUAUUAUUAAAAAAAUAUUGAACUAAAAUUAAAAAAUAUUCAACUAAAAACGGCAAAUUUUAAAAAGUUUUGUUUUCAAUUUACAAAACUACACAAAAAUAAAUAAAACAAAGGAUAAAGAGAGAUUUUGUUGAAUUUAACAUGAAAAUGGUGAUGAAAACAUAAUUCAAAAUUAAAACUGAAAGAAUAAAGUUAUAUAGCGAUAUGAA